CUAGCUUGAAGUCAAAAUGAUUUCAUUUCUUAUUCUGGGGUUUUGUGUUUGUGCCAGUGUUAGAAGUGAUGUUUCGCAUUUGGUGUUUGGAACUGUAGAUCCCUUUUUUGGGUACCAUCCUGUCUUUAUUUCUUCUACGCCGCGGCCAAAUUUGCCCGAAAUCAUAGUCAAUUCAGCAAACCGUGGGGGAGGAUAUCAUUAUGAUAAGCCAGAAAACACAUAUUUAACACCACCACCGCCUCCACCCUCAGCACCAUCAUUUCCGGCGCAAGCCGACACUCCCGUAAAUGGAUAUCUUCCGCCAUCAGGAUCGAUUCCAUUAGCUGAUGCUCCUAUUACACCACCACCACCACCUCCGAACCCUUCAUAUCUUCCGCCUUCCACGCCGGAGGAGAUUAGUGAAAAUCUUGAAGACAUAUUCCCUCAGAACGAUCCAGCUCAGAUAGUCGUCAGCAUUCCUACGUCUACUAAUGGGAAUAAGGAGGGCGGCUUUGGGUACUAUUACGACCGACCUACAACAACUACUACUCCACAGGCACCUGUAUUCAUCCCCCAAGCGGACCAACCUGUAAAUGUCCCUCAAAGCCCAGGAGGUUAUGUGUACGAACCACCCAGGACACCUACAACCGGAUAUCUACCACCACAAACUGAACAGCGCCUGGCGAAAGGAAUCGAUGCCUUCGCUGCGAACGAUAAAGGAUCAAUUCAGCUGCAGUUGAAUGAGAUGCGUUGUAUUCCGAACCAGGGUGGUUACUUUAGAAGCGUCCUGACCUUGCACAGUGCAAUCUACGCAGCUCCUAUUGUUGAUAACGACAUUGUGGAUAGUCGUUGUGAUCUGCGUCUCGUCCGGACGCAAAUAUACGUGAACAUUGCUGCGGAAGACUUUCAACGUUGCGGGGUGGUUUAUUGUGGUGCAAAUUUAUGCUUGAGGGUGCGAUUCCCAUUGAUACGCGGUAUGAAGACUGGAGGUGAUUCCAUCUUAACGCUGCAAUGUAAAAUCCAGGAUCGAGUGGUAUCCAAGACGCAUGCGCUGAAAGUUGGAGUGUCCAAUGAAUAUCAAUCACGAAGUGUUGGCGCCUUGGCUCAGGGCGGCACUCAGCUCCCAUUCAGAACGCACUUGGAAUUGCUAAGGAAGACCGCAAAUGGAUUCACAAAGUAUCUGGAACCAAACGGAAUCGUUCAGUUGGGAGAAGAUCUGCAGCUAAGGGCCCACGUGAGAGCAGGUGACGGAUGGAAUUUCACUCGGCUUGCAGACGUGAACCUUCAACGCGUAUCAUCUACCGGUGAAAUUGUAAAUUCUGCUGCUUUGGUGCAUCCAACCGGUUGUAUAAAUCCUUCCAUGCGAUCCAUAUGUUCUGGACCACCAAUAUUUGAACCACCCCUUGGACACCGUCUUACUUUCAAAGCUGCCAUGUUUCAAGGAAUGCGGAGUGGGGAUGAGCUUCUCAUGAGCGUUAAGAUUGUUGGUUGUCUGGACCAACGAGAUUGUUAUGUCAACGCCUUAGGUUGCGAAAGAAAUGCUCUAAGCAGUGGACGAAGGCGACGGGCUAUCAACGAAACAACGGUGGAAAACCAGCCGCAGAAGAACGCUACUGAUCAACUAUCUGAAGUAUCUACGAUAUCUUUUCGGGUACAAAUGCCAGAGAUAGAUGCCGUUGGUUCGGAGCCAAGAAUAAAUGCAGCUCAUGUUGUUAUUGGUGGGGUCUUGGCACUGAUUUGUUUGAUAUGUUUGUUAGCUGUUUUAGUGUAUCUUAGGUUUUCCAGGAAGUAUUAGCUGGUGAACUCCUUUCCUAUCUUAAAUUUUAUUAGUAACUAUUCAUAAGGAUGUAUUCGAGUAUAUUCAUGCUUUGUGAUAUUUAGGACAUUGUUAUUUGUUAUUGCACAUAAAAUGCACUUAUUCAUUUUGUUCAGUGUAAAUAUAUAUUUCGAAUGAAUAAAGCCAUAAGUUUCCUUUCUAAUCUUCAAAGUAUUAGAAAGUGAAAGAACCUAAUUGCAUAUUAAAAUCAA
Molecule: messenger RNA, 2007 nt
Organism: Hermetia illucens (black soldier fly)
Lineage: Eukaryota; Metazoa; Arthropoda; Insecta; Diptera; Stratiomyidae
Exons: 3
Coding region: 17-1774 (585 amino acids)
Source: RefSeq, a predicted model, not a curated record